Athene cunicularia (burrowing owl) is the source of this 4458-nucleotide messenger RNA. It is a transcript of the gene PAK1IP1, whose product is annotated as PAK1 interacting protein 1. Gene Ontology annotation, molecular function: protein binding. NCBI's taxonomy places the organism in Eukaryota, Metazoa, Chordata, Aves, Strigiformes, Strigidae. The coding region runs from base 1 to 1164 and encodes 387 amino acids. The record is from RefSeq and is a predicted model, not a curated record. The transcript is spliced from 10 exons.
AUGAGGAGCCGAGUGAGGGCAGCGGGCUGGGGGAACCUCUCUGAGCGCCGCAGGCCGGCGCGUCGAAGCUCAAUAUGGCAAGCUUCAGAAAGACCUGUUUAUUUUGUAUUUCAUUUACAGUCCUGGACGGUUGUCCCUGAUUUUACACAUCAUGCCCACUCUGCCUCAUUGUCAGCGGUAGCAGUGAACAACAGAUACGUGGUCACUGGGAGCAGAGAUGAGACGAUCCAAAUCUAUGACAUGAAAAAGAAGAUAGAACAUGGGGCACUGCUGCAGCACAAUGGCACAAUAACUUGUUUGGAGUUCUAUGGUACUGCACAUCUACUGAGUGGGGCUGAAGAUGGACUAAUUUGUAUCUGGAACACAAAGAGAUGGGAAUGCCUGAAAUCUAUUAAGGCACAUAAGGGGCAGGUGACAUCUCUUUCUAUUCAUCCUUCUGGGAAACUGGCUUUGUCAGUAGGAACAGAUAAAACAUUAAGAACUUGGAAUCUUGUAGAAGGACGGUCAGCCUUUAUCAAGAACCUGAAGCAAAAUGCCCACAUAAUUAAAUGGUCCCCUGAUGGAGAGAGGUAUGUGACCGUGAUAACAAAUAAAGUGGAUAUCUACAAACUUGACACAGCUUCAAUCACUGGCACUAUCACAACAGAGAAGAGAAUUUCUUCACUUAGAUUUAUUACAGAUUCUAUCCUUGCCAUAGCUGGAGAUGAUGAAAUUAUAAGGUUCUACAGCUGUGAAUCACAAAAAUGCCUGUGUGAAUUUAAAGCUCAUGAAAACAGAAUAAAAGAUAUCUAUAGUUUUGAAAGAGAAGGACAACAUGUUAUUGUUACUGCAUCCAGUGAUGGUUACAUUAAAAUGUGGAAUCUGGAUCUUAAUAAGAUUAAAGAUGUGCCAUCUCUACUGUGUGAAGUCAGUACCAAAGCUCGGCUGACAUGUCUUGCAGUAUGGCUUGACCAAGCUUCAGAAAUGAAAGAAAAUUCUGAGAAAGCUGCAACGUCAUCUCAAGCAAAUGAAGAUGAAAAAUUGUCAAUAGUCAAGAAAAAAAAAGGUUGUUUGACUGAUAAAAGUGACAAAACAUCAGAAAGAAAGAGAAAAAUUACUCCAAAGAAGCAAAAAUUGGAAGCUCCACUGCAAAAGAAGAAAAAGAAAAGGAAUAGCUCAGCAUGAAGGCAGCUACUUUCUCUCCUGAAGAAAAAGUAAAUGCUAGCGUUGCUGUAGUUUUUAUGAGGAUGGGAACCUCUGACAGGACAUACACCUUUAAAGUGAUCUGUUGUUUAAAAGUAAUGAAUGCUUUUACCCUAAUAAAUUGACUGAUCAUUCUGGGAAGUAGCAAAAGAGAUGGCAACUUUUCCUAAGUGAUCAAGACAAAAAUAAAUUCAUAAUAUUUAUAUUUUUCUAUUAACAAUAGCAUACGCUUCUUAACUGGCUCUGAAAAAGCCAGCUAAAAUGAUAAAAAUAGCUGCAUCUGUCUCCGUUACAUUUUUGUCUCACUGAAAUGCACAUUAAAAAUACAUACAUUUUUUUAAUUUAGUGUUGGAAAAGUUACUGUUCAUUUGACUCAAAAUAUGAUCUGCUUUUGUCAUGCAUUACUUUUCCUACUGUAAGAAGGAACAUGUUAAAAUUACUGAAAGAGGGAUGAUCAUAUUCCAUUCAUAAUCACAGAAAAUCAUACCGUGUAGAUCUUGACAUGGACCUAUACAUAGUUUAUAAGCAAAAUGUUUGCUUUUUUUACUGUGUCCGUACUUCAUGCAUUUAAUUUUUUUUAAAGUCUUUGCACCAAUGGUUCACAUGAUUGAAAUAUUUUGUUCAGAAUACAAUACAUAUUCUUGGUGGAAGAGUUUGCACCAAUAAAGUUUUACCUUCUCUUCCCCCUUCCCACAGCAUUUUUCCAAGUCCUUGAUCUGAGCUUUGUUUAAAAAAAAAAAUUAUCUAACAUUUGGAAUGUUUGGCAUUUUAUCAGCAUGAAACUCAUCUGUUUUGCACUUAAACAGAAAAUGAAUUCCUGAUCUCAAUCACUGGGAACAGGAUUUUAUUCUAAGUGUUAUUACAAAUAGUGGGAAAAACAAAGUUGAGCUGGAGAGAACAAGGCCAAAUAGCUGUACUAAACGUUCUCUUUAUUUCUUUUAAAGACAUUUUAAUGUUGUUUUCUGCACUACCAGAGUAGUCAUUAUUUAUUCAUUUUCAAGAGAGUAAUUGGAAUUUCUCUUUAUUCUGAUUCCCUUUAGUAAUAACCUGUUCCCCCUUAUUUGUUUAGCAAGAGGAGAGGUAGAGAAUAUCAGAAAAAAGAUUGAGCCAAAUCUGGAGACAGGAAUGCAGGCUGUCUUAGGGAUGUAAAAUAGGAUAUAACUCCAGCUUACGUCUUGUGUAUGCUGACACUGAAACGGUGCACAUCAUCGGUGCUGUUCUAAGAUUGUUCAUGUGGCAAUGGCAGCAUUCUCUUAGAGAUGGGUGUCUGCGUUUAUAUUCUGUAACUGUUUCCCUUAUUUAGAUUACUUAGAUAAAUGAUCACAACCCCUUGUCUGAAUAUUCAGUCCAGUUGAUUUAUAUGAGCUCAGUUUAUUCAACAUUAAAGGAUUUUCAAUUAUACUUUAGUUUGAACUUACACAGCUUUUAACUUUAAUAAUACCUUGAACGCGUGUGUACACAAAUGUUGGCAAAUAAUGUAGGACUUAGAAUGGUUUGUAGACUUAGCAGGAAAGGUACCAAAUCAGAUUUUUAAUUGAUAACAAGUCCUAUAGUAAAUAUGGGACUUACAGAGUAUAAGCUUAAGCAAGAAUUGUGUAAAGUGUUUUAACUUGUAAAGUGUUACGUCUGUUUUAUAAUGCUUAUCUUAUGUCUGUUCUUGACAAAAUAGCUGUCAGUACUAAGACAGUUUUUAAUGUUUGAAUUUUUAAAUACCUGAGCUCAUGGCCGUGGCUGUCACAAUUACAGAAGCCAGCUUUUAUGAGUAGCAGGAUAAAUCCAGUUUGAAUAUAAUUUUAAGAAUUAAAAAGCAAACAUUCCACAGAAUUUUGGUUCCAAUGUUUAGACUUACUAGUAAGUAGUAUACAUUUGUAAAAAUCCAACCCCCAUGUAGUAACAAAGAAUUAUAUGUCUCAUGAGACAUGAAACCAUUUGUGAACUAGAGACUGAGAAGACAAGCCCUAACAGCUUUUAAAGCGAAAUACAGUAACAGUCCUGAGAGAAGUAAUUUUCUAUACAUUGAGUGAACGCUCACCUACCAACCAGUACUUGGCAAUUUUUUGUUAUUAUUUCCUUGUGCACAUCUUCCUUUCCAGAACAUUUUCCAUCCCAGUUUUCAGGGAAUUGCUUAGAACGAUAGAGGGGAGACAGCAGUGCAGAGCAAGAGGAGGUGUUAGUGGUGAGAAAGUUCUUCCUGUGUCAGGAAGGGUGAGUGUGUGUGAUGCUGGUAGAGUAGAUGGAGCCCACGGCUGCAAGGAACAACAGCCUAGCGAACAGCAUCUUCAGCUGAGCCCCAGGUGAGCUCAGCAGCUCUAGCAGCUGUGGAUUUCAUCCAGUUUUUCUCCUUCCUCUCUUGGGGAACCCCAGUGCUGAAUUACAAAGCACAGCCCAGAGGAACUCGAACCUCACAGCCAUUACACAGCUGGAACAGAACAGGGAAUCCCAUCUGUGCUGGUUGUGGCACUUCUCGGGGAGAUGGGAGAUCUCUAAGCCACUUAAGCCGACAAGGGAGUUGAACUACUCUCCACUUUCUGACCAUUAGGCUAAUUCAUAAAGAUGGGAAAACUUGAAAUGCAGCUAGAGAAAGCUGUGUUUUGCAAAAAGUACAGGCCUCAUGUUUUGUGCCUUCUGACGAAAAGGAACCAAAGGCUCUCAGUUUUGGGACCUGGCUGGAGGAAUGCUCACUCUUCCUAUGUGCUUAAACGUCCAUGGGAAGUAAGCGCAUAGCCAACUGGAAUAACUUAUGCACUAUUUACAUGAAGAAAGCUAGUUUCAGCACUUGCAAAAAAGAAAAAGCUUGUAGACAGAAACAUCUACAUUUUUUUCCAGAUAAAAAAAUGCAAAGGUAUUUUCCAUCUCCCACUGUUGGGUAACUCCUACAGCAGAAGGCUCCUUUUUCUGUUGCACUAGCUGUGCUUGUAAUUUUACAAAUAAAGAAAUCCUCUACAUCUUCCAUAAACCCGAAAUUACUGACAAAAGCUGGAAGCGGCCUGUGGGCUGCCUAGAGUUGCAGCUCAUGUCAAACGACAAACCAACCCUAAAUUCUCAGCUCUACCACAUACCCCCGCCUCCGGUACAGGACUAGGAUGGAUCGGGUGGCACGAAAGCAGUCAGGAGGGAGCUUUCCCCUCACUGGACAGACAUGCAGAACCCUGUCUGCACUGAAGUCUCUCCUUAUUUGUAGGCCCUUGGGCUUGCUCGGGCAUCCUCUAUGACCCCUCCGGGGCCAGGGGAGUUACCCUCAGCUCUGCAGGGAACUGGGAGGGCACCAACACCUUC